Phascolarctos cinereus (koala) is the source of this 1666-nucleotide messenger RNA. NCBI's taxonomy places the organism in Eukaryota, Metazoa, Chordata, Mammalia, Diprotodontia, Phascolarctidae. The record is from RefSeq and is a predicted model, not a curated record.
AUUCCAUGUUGGUUUUGUGGCUAUUUUUAGUUCCUCAUUCCUAUAACAAACCUAUUUAAGACUUGAAGUAUGGUUACUUUCAUUUUCUACAGUGAAGUUGACUUGACCGGGGUCCACAGCUGUUUACAUUCAAAUUUGAACUAGGAACUUCUUGAUUCUGAGCCCAUCAGGCUCUGCACUCACUUAGCUGCCUAGACCAAUUACUGAAAGGGACCUCACAGAAAGUCAGAGAACUCCCUUCAUUUAUGGAUAAAUAAAUUAAGGCCCAUGGAGGGUAAAGGGACUUGGAAGUUUUCACAGGCAGUAAGCCUCAGAGGCAGUCCUCUGACUCCAGAGAACAGAUCUUCUCUUCAUGAUGGGAUGAAUUCUCUCCUGCUUUCUGAGAAGGAGCCUAGAAGAUUCUUCUUCAGGAGAAGGAAAGCAGCUCCCUGGUUGGGUUCCUGUCAGCCAUCAUCUGGACCAUGAAGUGGAAUCACCAGCCAGCUUCCUACAACAGCCUCAUUCUACCUUUCUACCUCACGCACCUCAUCCUUGUGCUUUCUGGUAUUCCUAGCUCAGGCACAUUCACAGUAUCUGGCCCUCUGGUCCAGCCCAUCCGGGCCUGGGUGGGGGAAGACGUCCAGCUCUCCUGUCACCUCUCUCCUAAGUUUGAUGCUCGGGGCAUGACUGUGAAGUGGGUCAGAGGCCCACUGGUUGUGCACUUGUACCGCAUGGGCCAGGAGAUGGAGGAAGUCCAGGCCCCUGCAUUCCAAGGCAGGACAAAGAUGCUGAGAAAGGACAUGGCUGAGGGGAAGGUGACCGUGAUCAUCCAUCAGGUCCAGCUCUCUGACACUGGCCAGUACACAUGUUAUUUCCAGGAAGGCUCCUUUUAUAAUGAAACCAGCUUUCACUUUCAGGUAGCAGAAUGCCAGAAAGGAGCAUUCUCAGUGACUGGCCCUGCUCAGCUCAUUCAGGCCAAGCAGGAGGAAAGCGUCACACUCUCCUGUCAACUCUGCCCUAAGAUGGAUGCUCAGGACAUGACUGUGAACUGGUUCAGAAACCAGACCCUUGUGCACAGCUACCCUGCUGGGGAGAAGCAGCAGGAAUCCCAGGGCACUGGGCUCCAGGGGAGGAUGGAGCUGCUGAAACAUGACAUGGCAGGGGGGAAGGUGACCUUGAGGAUCCAGCAGGUCCAGGUCUCUGACUCUGGUCAAUACACUUGCCGUGUCCAGUCACCUGACAGUUGUGAUGAAGCCCAUAUUGAGCUGCAGGUAGCAGAGAAUCUCCCCCCAUCUCAGAAGACACUUGCCAUAUUCCUCAUUGUUGUAUUCUUCAUGGUCAUCAUUGGUUCUGUCUCCAUGACUUUUUCUUCUUCCAAAGAAAACUACUGAGAAACAGAGUAUUUCCAUUGAGAGGUAUUUCAAAGUAAGCAAUUCCAGAAGGAGGACAGAGAAGCAGCACAGACAAGCAGGGACCCCCCUGCCUCCCCUGAGGAUCUCCAGCUCCCCAAAGGCUGCCAGCCAGAGAAUCUAUCUCUCUUCACUGAUACAGAAAGGGGAAGGUGGGGCAGCAUGACUGAUUGGGGUGUGGGCCCAAGCUAAGAUCUUAGCCCUGAAUGGGAUGUCCCAGUGAAGACUCCUCAGUGUAAUUAAGGUUUGGGAUAAGGCUGAGUGGGAUGAGGGGUCCU